UUGCUGCGCCGCCACCGCCCGAGUCCCUGUCCGCGCUCUUCUCGGGCACUCUUAGCAGCAGCCGCGCCGCCUUCAUCUCUGGCUUCGCUUGCUCAUUCUCUUCCUGCGGAACCACUUUUCUCCUAGCGCCAUGACCGUCGUCUCUGUCCCGCAGCGGGAGCCGCUGAUCCUGGGCGGCCGCCUUGCGCCCCUGGGCUUUUCCGCCCGCGGUUACUUCGGGGCCCUCCCGAUGGUACCCUCGGCUCCACCGCCUUUACCCCGGAUUCCGGACCCCCGAGCACUGCCUCCCACCCUGUUUCUCCCUCACUUCCUAGGGGGGGACGGCCCGUGUCUGACCCCUCAGCCUCGCACCCCAGCACCUCUGCCCAACUGCAACCUGGUCCCGGCGGGAGGCACCCCUCGGGCCGCUCCAAAGAAGCGGCGAAAGAAGAAGGUGCGGGCCAGCCCGGCAGGGCAGCUGCCCAACCGCUUCCACCAGUACCAGCAGCACCGGCCGAGCCUAGAGAGCGGGCGGAGCUCAACGGGCCGGAACCGAGCGCAGGAAGUCCCGGACCAGGCUGCCGCCUCGGCCCCGGCUCCUGGGACCGCAACCGAAACUGAGGGCGCGAGCCUUUGCCCUGGUCCGCUACCUCCUGCGGUACCUGGCCACCCCUCAUUUAGAAAAGAGGUUUUAAUAUCAAACAUAGGAAAAUCGGAGAAAAUUACCAUUCCCCACGGGCAGCUUGUUCAUGGUAUGCACUUGUGUGAACAACCAAAGAUAAACAGACAGAAAAGCAAAUAUAACUUACCACUAACCAAGAUCACCUCUGCAAAAAGAAAUGAAAAUAACUUUUGGCAGGAUUCUGUUUCAUCUGAUAUAAUUCAGAAGCAGGAAAAAAAGUCUUUCAAAAAUACUGAGAACAUUAAAAAAAAGCAUUUGAAGAAAUCUGCAUUUUUAACUGAAGUGAGCCAAAAGGAAAAUUAUGCAGGGGCAAAAUUUAGUGAUCCACCUUCUCCUAGUGUUCUUCCAAAGCCGCCCAGUCACUGGAUGGGAAGCACUAUUGAAAAUUCCAACCAAAAUAGAGAAUUGAUGGCGGUACACUUAAAAACUCUCCUAAAAGUUCAAACUUAGGUCUUGGAUUUCAGUAUGUAUGUGAAACAUAAUUUUUCCAAAAUUUCUGGACUCUUGAAAGAAAACUGGUACAGAAAUGGCAAUUUCCUUUGUUGCAGCUUACAAGUGCAAAAGAUGAGUUUAAAAAAUUACAAACAGCUUGUAUUAUAUUUUAUAUUUUGUAAAUACUGUAUACCAUGUAUUAUGUGUAUAUUGUUCAUACUUGAGAGGUACUUAUAGUUUUGUUAUGAAAGUGUAUUUUGCCCUGCCCAAAUGGUAGGUGUUUUGUAUAUAUACAAUGGAGAAAUUUUACGUGUGUGCUAAGGCACAUGGAUGACCAAUUUAUUUGCACAAGGUACCAAGAGAUUUUUCAAGAAACAGCUGUCAAAUCUUAAGGUGAAGAUCUAAAUGUGAACAGUUUACUGAUGCACUACUGAAUUUUAAAUCUGUGGCACAAUCAUUGUAAACAUGAGAUUUGUCUAUGUUUCUCUAAAUUGAUUUCUGCCUUUUUACCUGUAAUUACUGGAAAACUCCUGUUCUCAUGUUUACCAAACUUAAUCUCGGAUUUUUGGUUUGCCCACAUUCAAAUUUAAAAUACCUCUAAUGUUAAUGCCAACAAAAUCGGUUGUAAUCAAAUUUUUAAAUAAUAAUUUGGUCCCCUCCUCCCCCCUUUUAAA
Artibeus jamaicensis (Jamaican fruit-eating bat) is the source of this 1767-nucleotide messenger RNA. RefSeq names its product proline rich nuclear receptor coactivator 1 (gene PNRC1). The transcript has 2 exons. The record is from RefSeq and is a predicted model, not a curated record. The coding region runs from base 131 to 1111 and encodes 326 amino acids. Gene Ontology annotation, cellular component: P-body; nucleus. Lineage: Eukaryota; Metazoa; Chordata; Mammalia; Chiroptera; Phyllostomidae. Gene Ontology annotation, biological process: nuclear-transcribed mRNA catabolic process, nonsense-mediated decay.